Molecule: messenger RNA, 1781 nt
Organism: Xenopus laevis (African clawed frog)
Lineage: Eukaryota; Metazoa; Chordata; Amphibia; Anura; Pipidae
Gene: wnt3a.S
Product: Wnt family member 3A S homeolog
Biological process (GO): neuron differentiation; animal organ development; Wnt signaling pathway
Cellular component (GO): extracellular region
Molecular function (GO): frizzled binding; signaling receptor binding; cytokine activity
Source: RefSeq, marked provisional
CAGUGAACUCCCUGAGCUUCUUUAUAAGGAGAGACAAAGUCUACCUGCUGGGGCUCAGCUCCCUCCUCUACUCUCAGCUCAUAUUUUAUUUAUAUAUCAAUGGUUUUAUUUUUUGUGAUUUCUUUUUAAAUAUUAUUUUUCACCUCUUUAAUGAUUUUUUUUUUACAAACACAAGGGAUCGCUGGGAAACUGAAUCCGCCGAAUAUUUAAUCGAUUAUUUUUUGUUCUGUAUUUUUUAUAUUAUUGUUGUUAUUAUUAUUAUUAUUAUUUUUGAUUCAUUUUGGAGAUGGGCUGCUUUGGAUAUUUGCUCCUCAUCAUUGGGCUGCACCAAGUCCUGGCUACUUACCCAAUCUGGUGGUCAUUAGCAGUCGGACAACAAUACUCUUCUUUGGGGACCCAACCAAUUCCCUGUGGUACAAUUCCAGGGCUGGUGGCAAAGCAGAUGCGCUUCUGCAGGAAUUAUAUGGAGAUUAUGCCGAGCGUAGCAGAGGGUGUUAAAAUCGGGAUACAGGAGUGUCAGCACCAGUUCCGAGGGAGAAGGUGGAACUGCACCACAGUUAAUGAUAAUCUGGCGAUUUUUGGACCAGUGUUGGAUAAAGCCACAAGAGAGUCAGCCUUUGUUCAUGCCAUAGCCUCAGCUGGAGUUGCAUUUGCCGUAACCAGGUCUUGCGCUGAGGGAUCUGCUACCAUCUGUGGCUGUGAUACCCAUCACAAAGGACCUCCUGGGGAAGGCUGGAAGUGGGGAGGCUGCAGUGAAGAUAUGGAUUUUGGAAGCAUGGUGUCUCGAGAAUUUGCAGAUGCACGAGAGAACAGGCCAGAUGCCCGAUCAGCGAUGAACAGGCACAAUAAUGAAGCAGGCAGAACAUCGAUCUUAGAUCACAGGCAUCUUAAAUGCAAAUGUCAUGGAUUGUCUGGAAGCUGCGAAGUUAAAACAUGCUGGUGGUCCCAGCCAGACUUCAGGGUGAUCGGCGACUAUCUUAAGGAUAAAUACGACAGCGCUUCUGAAAUGGUGGUGGAGAAACAUCGAGAAUCCCGGGGAUGGGUUGAAACCCUGAGACCCAAAUACACAUUCUUUAAGCCUCCUAUAGAGAGAGAUUUGAUUUACUAUGAGAGCUCCCCCAAUUUUUGUGAGCCCAAUCCAGAAACUGGAUCUUUUGGAACCCGCGGUAGGGAAUGCAAUGUAACAUCCCAUGGAAUAGAUGGAUGUGAUCUUUUGUGUUGUGGUCGAGGACAAAACACAAGGACUGAGAAAAGGAAAGAAAAAUGUCACUGCAUUUUCCACUGGUGUUGCUACGUCAGCUGUCAAGAAUGUAUGAGGGUAUAUGACGUUCACACCUGCAAGUAAGCAUCUAAUCCUAAACCAGGCUCCAUCUUAAAACAUGACUCAAGGCCUGGUUUAUCCGGCAUGGAUCGGUAAGACUUUGACUUUUGACUGGUCGAUUAAUGUAGGUGUAAAGGCUUCUUGGAAAGGCUCGAUGCACCUGGAGAUUUAGACCUACUCAAAUAUAAUCUUCCCAAACGAUACACAGUAUAUCCCCGUCAUUUUGCAGUUCUUGUCAUGUGUGUGAUGACAUGAAGUGAAAUGCAAGAAACUUCAGAGUUCAGUGGUACAAUAUGUAAGAGAAGAUGUGAUUAUGCAACGUCAGCAGAUAAUCUACCAUUAUCACAUUCCAAAUAUGUCAUUGAGCAGUUCUCACUGUUUUGUGACUGACAAAGAGUGGUUGAGGAGUUUGUGCAACCUCAGUUGGAUAUUUAAUUUUUCAUUAAGCAAAAAAGGGAAA